ACGCAGUGCAUUGUGGGAAGUGGGCUGCUUGUGAAGUCAAGAUGGCGAAGCUGAGGCAGAGGAGAGAGCUGCAGCGGGAAGGCCGUGAAUGAAGUUUGAGCCCGCGGAAGACCUAGCAGCAUCCACACACAGCACCCACAAUAAGAAAAAUCACAGCGGAGAAAGUCUCGUAUGAAUUCCGACGAGAAGGAGGACUGUGAGUGUGCGCCACCACAGGCCGAGACUAGCCCGGGGAGAGGAGCCGAUAGAGAUUUCGAGGAGCCUGAAAUAGAAAACCCAGAAGCAAGCCGAAUGAAGCGAGCAGCCGCCAAACAUCUGAUAGAGCGCUACUACCACCAGUUAACGGAGGGCUGCGGGAACGAGUCAUGCUCCAACUCGUGGUGCGCCUCGUCGGCGGGCUUCAGCCGCAUGGACAACAAUGCGGCGGCGGUCAAAGCCCUGGAGCUCUACAAGGGCAACGCCAAGCUGUGUGACCCUCACCCUUCCAAGAAGGGCACGGCAUCGGCCUACCUGGAGAGCGGCGCCCAUGGCAACAUGAAGAUGAACCACAAAGACGUGAACUCCGUACGAGAUAACUUCAAAGACGUGACCUACCUGACAGAGGAGAAGGUGUACGAGAUCUUGGAGAUCUGUGCAGAAAAAGAAGACUACUCCCCCCUGAUCCGGGUCAUAGGCCGGGUCUUCUCCAGCGCCGAGGGUCUCGUCCAGAGCUUCCGGCGGUCCAAACCGCACACCAAGGAGGAGCUCAAGUCUCUCCAAGGUAAAGACGAAGACAAAGACGAGGACGAGAAGGAGGCGGCUGCCUGCUCAGCCACCGCCAUGGAGGAGGAGGACUCGCCCACUUCUUCGUCUUCGUCGUCCCGGCUCGGAGAGGGGUCCUCUGGGGAAAAUGACGUGCAGAAACUCGCCCCAGACGAGGUGUCAGUGGACAUCGAGGCCGUGCGGCGGGUCUACGAGCGCCUCCUGUCCAACGAGAAGAUCGAAGCCGCCUUCUUGAAUGCGCUUGUGUACCUGUCGCCCAACGUGGAGUGCGACCUGACGUACCACAACGUGUACUCGCGGGACCCAAAUUACCUGAACCUGUUUGUGAUCGUGAUGGAGAACAGCAACCUCCACAGCCCCGAGUACCUGGAGAUCGCACUGCCGCAGUUCUGCAAGGCCAUGAGCAAGCUGCCGCUGGCGGCGCAGGCCAAGCUGGCACGGCUGUGGUCACGCUACAGCGCUGAGCAGAUGCGGCGCAUGGUGGAGACCUUCCAGCAGCUCAUCACCUACAAAGUCAUCAGCAACGAGUUCAACAGCCGCAACCUGGUCAACGACGACGACGCCGUGGUGGCCGCAACCAAGUGCUUGAAGAUCGUGUACUACGCCAACGUGCUGGGCGGCGACCUGGACGUGGAGCACAAUGAGGAGGAGGACGAGGAGCCGAUUCCAGAGUCCAGCGAGCUGACCCUGCAGGAGCUGCUGGGAGAGGAGCGGCGGAACAAGAAGGGGCCCCGGGUAGACCCCCUGGAGACGGAACAGGGCAUCCGCGCCAACGACUGCCGGCGGCCGCUCAUCCCUUUCGAGGAGUUCGUCAACGAGCCGCUCAAUGAAGUCCUGGAGAUGGACAAGGACUACACAUUCUUCAAGGUGGAGACGGAGAACAAGUUCUCCUUCAUGACGUGUCCCUUCAUCCUGAACGCCGUCACCAAGAAUCUCGGCCUCUACUACGACAACCGCAUCCGCAUGUACAGCGAGCGGCGCAUCACCGUGCUCUACAGCCUGGUGCAGGGGCAGCAGCUCAACCCCUACCUCCGCCUCAAAGUCCGCCGCGAUCACAUCAUCGACGACGCUCUGGUCCGGCUGGAGAUGAUCGCCAUGGAGAAUCCUGCAGACUUGAAGAAGCAGCUGUACGUGGAGUUCGAAGGAGAGCAGGGCGUGGACGAGGGAGGCGUUUCCAAAGAGUUCUUUCAGCUGGUGGUGGAGGAGAUCUUCAACCCAGACAUUGGCAUGUUCACGUACGACGAGCGCACCAAGCUGUUCUGGUUCAACCCGUCGUCGUUCGAGAACGAGGGCCAGUACACGCUGAUCGGCAUCGUUCUGGGCCUGGCCAUCUAUAACAACUGUAUCCUGGACGUGCACUUCCCCAUGGUGGUCUACAGGAAGCUCAUGGGCAAGAAGGGGACCUUCAGGGACCUGGCGGACGCUAACCCGGUUCUGUUCCAGAGUCUGAAGGAGCUGCUGGAGUACGAGGGCAGCGUGGAGGACGACAUGAUGAUCACCUUCCAGAUCUCCCAGACCGACCUGUUCGGGAAUCCGCUCAUGUAUGACCUGAGGGAGAACGGAGACAAGAUCCCAGUGACCAAUGAGAACAGGAAGGAAUUUGUUGCACAGUAUUCAGAUUACAUGCUGAACAAAAGCGUGGAGAAGCAGUUCAAAGCGUUCAGGAGAGGCUUCCACAUGGUGACCAACGAGUCUCCUCUGAAGUACCUGUUCAGACCGGAGGAGAUUGAGCUGCUGAUCUGUGGGAGCAGGAACCUGGACUUCCUCGCACUGGAAGAAACCACAGAGUAUGACGGCGGUUAUAACAGAGAUUCUCGAAUCAUCAAGGAGUUUUGGGAGACUUUGCACUCGUUCGGUGAGGAGCAGAAACGCCUCUUCCUGCAGUUCACCACUGGCACUGACCGGGCCCCCGUGGGGGGUCUGGGCAAGCUGAAGAUGAUCAUUGCUAAGAACGGGCCCGACACAGACCGGUUACCCACGUCUCACACUUGCUUUAACGUGCUGCUGCUGCCGGAGUACAGCAGCAAGGAGAAGCUGAGGGAGAGACUGCUGAAAGCCAUCACCUAUGCCAAAGGGUUUGGCAUGCUCUGAGCCCACCUCCCCACCACCCCACCCCCCUCCCCGCCCCAAACAGACUCCUUCUCAGAAAGCCCAUCGAACCCGGACCCAGCCCCCUCCCCGUCUCAGACACAAUCUGACAGGUGACAAAGCGCCGGAGCAGAGCGUGUUUGGAGGAAUCCUGGUUGUCGUAGAGCGCUGUCGUAGUUCUGCUGCUGUGCCUGCAUCCUCCCCGUCAGUGUAAGCACACAGAUCUUCUGAAGUACCCACUCCCACAUCCACGCAGCCUCCCUCCCUCCCUCGCUCCUUUUUUUUUUUUUUUUUGGUUUCAUGUACAGAGAGGAUGGUUUUCCUUAUUAUUUAUUUUAAGGUGAAAUGGGUUAUUUUUCCUGCCUGCCUGUUGGGGGAGGGUUCAAAUUACGUGAUGUAAAUCUGGGACAAUGCAGAUGAUAUAAAGCCCCCCCCCCCCAGUGGAAUGAAACCAUGUUCAAGUAGCCCUGAACUCUGGUCCACAGACAGAGAAUCUAGUUAUUAGAGUAGAUUUUAAUGCAAAAUAUUCUAUUCUCCACUGAUCAUUCCACUCACACCUGAUUGGACCUGAUCCAAGAAGCCGGUUCGUCACGGUUCUCCACGGCUCAUUGUGGUCCCUCCCCAGUCUGUUCUGGCCCAAAAUGCCCAGUUCUGGACGGUCACAUCGUCGGGUCAGUUCUGGGUUUCCAUGGCUCACCAUGGUCCAUUUCAUCCUCCUCUGGUCCGCCUUGGCCCCUCACAGCACGCCUUGGUUCUCCGUGAGCCACCACGGCUCCUUUCCGCUCCCUCAUACGGCACAUCGUCAAAUAGCUGCUUUAGUUGUUUCAUUUUCCUUUGUGGGGGAGGGGGGGACACUGCAGGUUGGACUAAAACAUGUCAGAGCUGUGUAAGUGCACUUAGACAUUUUCAGAAUGUUUGUUUUGUGGCCACACGUCGCCAUGAUUGUUCGAAGCAUUUUAUUUCCUUGUCUUCCUGUGUUGACGAUUCUGAAUAAAACAAAACAAAAGGA
Molecule: messenger RNA, 3859 nt
Organism: Salarias fasciatus (jewelled blenny)
Lineage: Eukaryota; Metazoa; Chordata; Actinopteri; Blenniiformes; Blenniidae
Product: ubiquitin-protein ligase E3A
Exons: 11
Coding region: 172-2853 (893 amino acids)
Biological process (GO): protein polyubiquitination; ubiquitin-dependent protein catabolic process
Molecular function (GO): ubiquitin protein ligase activity
Source: RefSeq, a predicted model, not a curated record